Anopheles maculipalpis is the source of this 2328-nucleotide messenger RNA. RefSeq names its product ras-GEF domain-containing family member 1B-like. Bases 1 to 2328 code for a protein of 775 amino acids. The transcript has 4 exons. Gene Ontology annotation, molecular function: guanyl-nucleotide exchange factor activity. The record is from RefSeq and is a predicted model, not a curated record. NCBI's taxonomy places the organism in Eukaryota, Metazoa, Arthropoda, Insecta, Diptera, Culicidae. Gene Ontology annotation, biological process: Ras protein signal transduction; positive regulation of GTPase activity. Gene Ontology annotation, cellular component: plasma membrane.
AUGUCCAACACGGUCGAGGACGAUGGCCUCCAGGGGCAAAGUGUGCUGGAUCGGAUUAGCUCGCUCCUUAACGGUGGCUCAUCCGGUUCGUCGAACGGAGCGCCCGGCGGUACUUCGGCACCUCCGUCCGGUUCGCUCGUGCUGGAGGACAUCUCCCAAACGCGCACCGUUCACGAGGAAGAGAUACUUCUGAUCAAUGGGAUACCGGUACGGUUGCCGGCGGAAAACUCCGACCACAGUACGACGAGCGACGGGACGGACGAUGAUGCCGUCUCGAUACGGGAUGCAUUGCGGGCGGGCGAAAUUCCUUCCAUACUGGUGCUGAACCGUAUUAUCGAGAAGCUGCACCGGAACAAUGCCGGUACGGGUAUGGUGGUGGCCGUCGAAACCUCGCUGACCGUAUCGAACUGUCGCAAAACGACGGAAACUUGUGUGGUGCAACCGAUACCGACCGGACGGGUCGGUGACCCGGUAGUCAACCCGUGGGAGGUGACGGAGGAACGGGUCGAGAAGCAGCUGUACAACAGCCGGACGGUCGAGAUGUGCGAAGGGUACCGGGGGGUGGUGGAUGGUGGUAGCGCACCGAGUCAAAAGCAUUGCUGGCCAAGCGGUAGCGUCGAUUCCGGCCAGUGGACCGAAACGGACGCACCGGAAGUAAAGCAAGCAGCGGAUUCUCUCUACACGAAAGCGGACGAUCUGCUCCUUCACUACACCGAAGGGAACCUAAUAUCCGGCUCGCUGGACGGUUUGCUGACCCAUUUUACACCCACCGGCACCUACAUUCCGGACCGUUCGUUCAUCUUCACCUUUCUGCUUGCCGCUCGCCAGUUUUUGCGCCCGGACGAAAUACUCGAGAAAACGCUCCGGGCAGCGGCCACGAACGGUGGUGGCACCGGCAAUCUGCCCCAUCUGUUGGCCGCCUGGAUGAAUGACUUUCCGUACGACUUUCGGGACGAGCGUAUGAUGCGGCUGGUGCGCACCUUUACCGAGCAGCAAACGUCCAACGCUGCCCACGAACCGGCGCCGGAACGUGGCACCAAACCCCCAAACCGGGGUUCGGUGCGCGAGCGAACCACACUGUCCCGUGCGUUGCGCCGUCUUGCCCACCAGCUGGCCCGGCUGGAAAAGUACGAGCUGGAGAAGAGCAAUCUGCAGCAGCUAAAGUAUGCACCCGACGACUGGAAAACGGCCCCAUCGUUGGUAGAGCUGGCCAGCGGUUCGCCCGUACUGAUGGCCAACACGCUGACCGCGAUCGAAGCGGAACGAUUUUCCUUUAUCGGGCCGGAAGAAUUUUUUCCUUCGUGCGGUGGUUCGGGCGUUCGAACCGGCACCGGAAGCAAUCUGCUCGCGUACGUCCAGUGGUACAAUCGGUUGACGUACGUGGUCGCGACGGACAUUUUGCGCUCGCCGCGCAAACGGCACCGUGCCCGGGCGGUCGAGUUUUGGAUCGAAACCGGACGGGAAUGCUUUAACCGGGGCAACUUUAACAGUCUCAUGGCCAUCAUCGCUACCCUUACUGGCGGUCCGAUUGGACGUUUAAAGAAAACGUGGACAAAGGUUACAUCGUCAUCGUCAUCGCUGCUGUCCGGUAUGACCUCGUCCAGCAUGAUCUCCAGUGCCAGCGGCAUCGGUAACAGCUCCUCCACGUGCAGCAGUGCGGCCGGCGGUGGCCGACAACAACUUGCCAUCCUCGAGCAUCAGGCCGACCCAACGAACAACUUCGCCACGUACCGUGCAACGCUGCAGGCAGCCGCCUGGCGCAGCUGUCCGUCCAGUUCCCGUUCCUCCUCAACGUCAUCCUCGAAGUCAUCGCAGCAAAACUCGUCCUGCUCGUCGGACGAUGGGCAGGGUACGACGAACGCGAAGAAAGGUUCCGCCGUCGCGGUGCUGCCGUUCUUUAGCUUACUGCUGAAAGAUUUACACUUCCUCAACGAAACAAGUGGUAGUUCGAUCCUCCCGAACGGGCACAUCAACUUCGACAAAUGGCGCCAGCUAGGCGAACGACUCACGGAGGUACGCCGCUGGCAGCGGCAAAGCAGCUAUCAGCGCCGCUGCCGUCUCGGACGUCGACACAAAACGGUCAACUCGGCCGAAGUCACAGCACUGCGGGAUGCGAUCGAGCGGGGCCCGAUAAUCGGUGACCGGGAAGCGAACGGUUCGCACGAAACAUCGAAAGCGGGCGCGACCCGUGACCAGACGGAUGCCGGUGCUAACGAUGAUGGGGAGCGUGGUGCGGCCGCCCUAGCGAAAGUGAGCUACGAGCGGGAAGCGCCGGAAGGUGCGGUCGAAAAGGCGCACUGGAAAUCAUUGCAACAGUAUCAUGCUUAA